Stylophora pistillata is the source of this 2886-nucleotide messenger RNA. Its product is annotated as neuroligin-4, X-linked. Lineage: Eukaryota; Metazoa; Cnidaria; Anthozoa; Scleractinia; Pocilloporidae. The record is from RefSeq and is a predicted model, not a curated record.
GCCAUUGUUUUGAGCACUGAACCUGUUCCCGCAUUUUCAGAUGAUAAUGCAACGGACACACACGAUUAGUUGGCUGUGCACACUCCUCUAUUGCUGCGUACCAGUUGUGACUUCUGCGAUCGUCAACACGACCUAUGGUCUCGUCAAUGGAUCUGUGAUAUCACUGAAAACGAACAAGACUGUUAUAAAGUACUUAGGUAUUCCAUAUGCCAGGGCCGAACGUUUUGAAUAUCCAGUGCCACCGGAGAGAUGGACCUCUAUCCUUCAAGCGAACAAGAUCGACAAGAUUUGCCCGCAACCAAAUCUGCCACCGAAUAAACAAUCUCUCGCCGAUGAGAAUUGCCUUUUUCUCAAUGUAUACGUCCCUGCUAACAAAUCGCAAAAUUCUUCCCUCUCUGUGAUGUUUUGGAUCCAUGGAGGCGCCUUCUCUUUGGGUGAUACACUUGGUUACGACGGCAGCGUUUUAGCCACGGAAGGUAACGUGAUCAUAGUCACGGUCGGCUAUCGUUUAGGUGUUUUAGGAUUUUUGAGCGCAAACAAUGACAGUCUGAAAGGUAACUUUGGUUUAAUGGACCAGCUGGAGGCCUUGAAAUGGGUUAACCAAAAUAUUGCAAGGUUUGGAGGAAAUCCCAGCAAAGUUACUUUAUUUGGUGGUUCAGCCGGAGGAGUAUGUGUGUCGUUGUUAAUGUUAUCGCCAAUGGCUCAUGGUCUGUACCAAAACGUCAUCAUGCAGAGUGGAAACCCCGCAUCUCUCUCAUCGGCGAUGGAAAAAAACGAGGCUUACCAAAGAGCAAGGAGCUUCGCUAAUGCGGUUGGCUGUGAAAUGGAUUCUCUAAAAUUAUGUGCGAUGAAGAAAAGUGUUCAACAAUUGUUGGAUGCCCAAAUAAAAGUGUUUUCAAACCCAAUUCUUUUACCUUUCGGACCGGUCGUGGAUGGAUUUCUCUUACCAGAUUUACCGGCCAAAUUGCUUCAAGCCGGCAAGUUUAAUAGGACUAAUAUCAUUGCUGGAGUGGCCCGGGAUGAUGGCUCCAUUUUUAUCACUGGUGCGCCUGGUGUUCUGAAAGGGCUUGAAGUUCCGAACGGGAUGUCAAAAACUCUCUUUGAAGAAACGAUUCGCAACCGGACUUGGGUUCGUAAUCAAAACUCCCAAAUCCUGGAUUUACUUAUCUACCAGUACACUGAUUGGUCGAACGCCACUGAUCCUCAUGUGAUCCGACAGCAGUUCAUCGACAUGAAUUCCGACGCAACAUUUAAAGCUCCGCUAAUAACAGCAGUCAAGGCAUUUACAAAGAAACAGGCUCCCACCUACUUUUAUCAACUUGAAAAAGUACCAAAAACAUUUCCUGCCAUCCCGUUUCCGCUUCCCGCAUGGCUUGGGGUGUAUCAUCGCGCCGACGUCUUAUAUACGUUUGGAAAGCCCCUUGUUAUGGCCAAGAAUCUUACAUCUCCUUACGACAUUCAACUGAGUAAAGAGAUCAUGACCUUUUGGACUAAUUUUGCAAAAACAGGGAACCCUAAUCAGCCAACGCCAUUAGCAGAAACGUGGCCCCAGUUUACAACAGACGAAGAACACUAUCUGGGACUAGGUUUUUCUUUGACACUGCGGUCCAAACUACGUCCAAAGGAAAUGGCGUUAUGGAAUGAGCUUCUACCAAGUCUUCAAGUAACAGUUAAGCCUACCACGGCUAGUCACAUGCCGACAAUUCCUGAAAAACAGAAAGACGAGAAAGAUACGCUGCUGCUUGUACUGGCCGCCCUAACUGGAGUAUUUGGUGCUGUAGCUGUGAUUUUGUUUGUCAUAUUGGUGAUCAGCUACAACAAGCGAAAAAGACGAGGACAUGACUUUGAGGACCCAUUAAAUAUGUAACUGACUUUCAUAGCUAGCUUAGAGACUUAAUACGCCAUGAUAUUACACCUACAGCAAUCCCUUAACUUGCACACUUCAAAUUUCCAGACCAAGGAUAAUUCCGAGAGCUCCUCUCAGGGUAACGGGUCAAUCCUGUAAUAUAACAAGCUCUAGGACCCUUCGCUGUGUAGGAUCCCGGAAGACUCAAGAAAUAACCAGGCCCUUGUCUUUGAUUUCCUUACUUGGAAACCACUUGCGGAGUGUGUUGGUUCUUCGUAAAAAAAAAAAAAAAGGAAAAGAGAAAGAAGUUAGAGCGAAAAGCAAAGAGCAUCAGCAGCAUUAUUGCUUGGAGAUUAGACAAACUAUCUUGAUUAUAAAAAUAACAUCAGAGCAAGAGAUUAUCCACCGCAUAUUCUCUUGCUUCCGAGGGAUACCUUCAAAAUAGACGUCUGGUCUAAACUAGGGUUUAAACAAGCCGCGCGUGACGCUUUUUCAUUGCAUUGCGAAUAUUCUAAGUGUUUUUCAAACACUUCACGUAACUUACCCCUCAAUUUUUUUUUUCCCCAAGAGGCCCUCCUCUGCCAAACAAAACUAAAAAACUUAAAAACGCCCUGUCCUUGAAUCCUGUUCCUUCCAUGAUCUAUGCUUAUCGCGGUAUCUUUCUUAUUUCUCGAGAUACUUUCAAAUUAUGCCCUUGGAGAAACUAAGAUUCACAAUUGAGACCAGGGCUUUUAUUCGCAAAGUAAACACGGAAAAAAUCCCCCAUUUCUCAAAUAUAGGGUGGCAACAUUUGUACUUUCUCAAGAAUGUCAACAGGAACUGAAUUAAGAUUUUUAAAAGGUAGGACAUAAAACAUUUAGGGCCGGUUAUUUACACGAGGUCUAAGCCAAACCAGGCUUUUAGGCAAUCAGUGGGCCAUUGACUUACUAUGUGAGGGUAGGGCCGGUUAUUUACACGAGGUCUAAGCCAAACCAUGCUUUUAGGCAAUCAGUGGGCCAUUGACUUACUAUGUGAGGGUAGGGCCGGUUAUUUACACGAGG